Molecule: messenger RNA, 1083 nt
Organism: Phaedon cochleariae (mustard beetle)
Lineage: Eukaryota; Metazoa; Arthropoda; Insecta; Coleoptera; Chrysomelidae
Source: the annotation of a GenBank genome assembly
AUGAAAAAGUUUAUCACAAUCAAUCGGAGUCAAUUAGAGCCUAGUCCUAGUACUAGUGUAGUGGUACUACCAGAGAAGAACGAGGUAAGAGAAAGAGAUGCUAAUAUUGAAGAUGAAGCUAGGUAUGAGAAUGAGGAAAGAGCGGACAAUUUGGUAGAGGAUACAGAUGUUGAAGAAGAAAUUGAUAAUAGAAGGAAAAGACCAAAGGUUUCAAAAGUGUGGAACUUUCACAAGAAAUCUGGUGAUAAGAAAUUUGCCAAGUUCUUGAAUUGCGGCAAGGAGUAUAAGACGAGCGGUAAUACAAGCAAUCUCAGUGACCAUCUCAAAAGAUUCCACCCCAGGCUUUUGGGAAAGCCUCAUGAUUAUGACAGAAAUAAUGUAGAUGGAAGUGAUACUGAUAAAGAAAGUCUUACUGCCUCAAGUUCUGCAAGGUCCAGUAAUCGGUCAAUCAGUCCAUUUUUCAAGCGCCUAAAUGAAUAUGACACUGAUUCUCCAAAAAAGAAGGAAAUAGAUAGGUCUUUAGCCUUCAUGAUAGCAAAAGAUUUUCAACCUUAUAAUGUUGUGAAUGAUGAAGGAUUCAAAUCUUUUGUUCAUCAUUUAAACCCUAGACUAUUCCUGUAUGAAAAGAGGACUGUGACCCAAAUGGGUACAUUGCUUGAUCCAGCAUUCAAACAAGAGGGCUUCCGAAUCAUAGAUAACGCAAAAGCAGCUGGACAAUUUAUGGAGAAUGAGAUGCUCGUAAUGCUGAAUAAAGAUGUCAAAGAGCCAGACAGUAAGGGAAGCAUAAGCAAUGAUGAAGAUGAUUUAGAUUCAUCAGACAGAGCUUCAUCUUUAUUUUCGUUUAUGACAGAAAGAACCAAUCAGAAAAUAAAAUCUAAAAAAGUGGAUGCCAUAAUAGUCAAAAGGCAAUACUUCGAGAGACAAAAUACAAACCAAAACAGUGAUCCCCUACUAUUUUGGAAAAUAAAUGGAAACGAAUUACAUCCACUUCAGCAUUGUGCAAAAAAAUACUUGUGCAUACCAGCAUUAUCAGUGGAAUCAGAACGACAGGGCAGAUUGUUACGGACAGACGGUCAAGACUGA